AUGCAACUCCUCACCAUUAUUCUCGGUCUUACAGCAUCGGUUUCAGCAAUUGAUGUCGGUCUCAGAAUCAGAAACGGCUGUGAUUCCCGCAGUGGAGGCUGGGUUUGCACAAAUUUAAACCCCAAUGUAAACAUUCUCUCCUUCCAUAAACUCGGCACCCCCUUAAACCACACAAUUUCUAACGUACUUCCACAGCUAUGUUGCGGUAUCCCCUCCGGAACAUUCGGUAGUAUCAUAUUCUACGCUGUCCCGACCAACUGGUUCCUCGAGCUGAGAGGACACGAGGGUGGUAACUGUGCCAGAGUGAAGACCAUCGACACUUUAUUUGGCGGCACCGAAAAGUGUCUUAAUUCAGGACCUUACACCGGUGCAGGCUACGGCUUCCGCUCGAACAAGAGGGGGGCUCAAGAAGGUGCUUGUUCAUCGGCACCGGGGACUUGCACUUCAACGAUGCCGGAUGUGUUGUUCCUUGGUGAUGGACAGAAGUACAACAUUGUCGACAUGGACCAUGGUCUGGUUGAAGAAUUGGCUGGGUUUGCACAGAACGGAUCUGUUGUAGCGGAUAUUCCAGAAGUCUUCAAAGCGUUUGAGAUUGCUGCUUAG
Venustampulla echinocandica is the source of this 603-nucleotide messenger RNA. RefSeq lists its product as uncharacterized. Lineage: Eukaryota; Fungi; Ascomycota; Leotiomycetes; Helotiales; Pleuroascaceae. The record is from RefSeq and is a predicted model, not a curated record. The coding region runs from base 1 to 603 and encodes 200 amino acids. The transcript has a single exon.